UACAGUUACCCUAUUACAGAGUUCGGGGAGGCGGUGCUGUGGUCCGUCAGACUGUCCGGUAGAAGAAGAAAGCUUUGAGAACCGAGAAAUGAAGUGGGAAAAGACAAUUAUGAAGAAAACAAGUAAACAACUAAAGGAAUAAUGGAUUAACAUAGUGAAUGAUCAAUAUUCACUGACGACCAGCCCAGGAUGAGAUAAACUAAGAGCCCCUUUUAGGACUGGUAAACUCGUGGGCCUUGUGACAUCCUGCGAUUUUCCUGUCGUCACUGACCUGAAUAAAGGAAACCAAUUCCGGGAAGUUACCGGUGGCUUCCUUCGACGUUUCGGAGCAGAACCGGCCGUGAGACAGUGACAUCUGCUGACAGAUAUUGAACAUGACAGGAGUCUGUGGUUGCUGUGGGGCCCUAAGACCCCGUUACAAGAGACUUGUGGACAAUAUCUUUCCUGAAGACCCUGAGGACGGCCUUGUCAAAGCCAACAUGGAGAAGCUGACCUUCUACGCUCUCUCUGCCCCUGAGAAACUAGACCGCAUUGGAGCAUACCUCUCCGAGAGGCUGUCCCGAGAUGUGGCCAGGCAUCGAUAUGGGUAUGUCUGUAUUGCAAUGGAAGCUCUUGACCAGUUACUGAUGGCAUGUCAUUGUCAGAGCAUUAACCUCUUUGUUGAGAGCUUUCUGAAGAUGGUACGCAAGCUGCUGGAGGCAGAUAAACCCAACCUACAAAUACUGGGCACCAACUCGUUUGUGAAGUUUGCGAAUAUUGAAGAGGACACACCCUCUUACCACCGCAGCUAUGACUUCUUUGUGUCCCGUUUCAGCGAGAUGUGUCACUCCAGUUAUGAAGACCCUGAUAUUCGCAUAAAGAUACGCAUGGCUGGCAUCAAAGGUCUGCAGGGGGUGGUGAGGAAGACUGUCAAUGAUGAGCUGCAGGCCAACAUCUGGGACCCCCAGCACAUGGACAAGAUUGUCCCAUCGCUGCUCUUUAACCUGCAGCAGGGAGAGGGCACAGAGAGCCGCUCACCCUCACCCCUGCAGGCCACAGAGAAGGAGAAGGAAAGUCCAGCUGAACUGACUGAGCGCUGUUUCAGAGAGCUACUGGGCAGAGCUGCCUACGGCAACAUCAAGAAUGCCAUCAAGCCCGUCCUCAUGCACCUUGAUAAUCACUCCCUUUGGGAAGGGAAAACAUUCGCUGUUCGUUGCUUCAAAAUCAUCAUGUAUUCCAUUCAGUCCCAGCAUUCCCAUCUGGUCAUCCAGCAGCUUCUAGGUCACCUAGAUGCAAACAGCAAGAAUUCUGCCACUGUGCGAGCUGGGAUUGUGGAGGUGCUGUCAGAAGCAGCAGUUAUAGCUGCCAGUGGCUCUGUUGGCCCUACUGUACUGGAAGUGUUCAACACUCUGCUCCGACAGCUUCGCCUCAGUGUUGACUAUGAACUUACCGGAUCCUAUGACUCUUGUGUCAACAUUGGCUCCAAAAUCAUCAAGGAGCACGAGGAGCGACAGCUUCAGGAAGCAGUCAUCAAAACAAUAGGGUCUUUUGCCAACACUCUCCCCACAUACCAGAGAUCAGAGGUCAUGCUGUUCAUUAUGGGGAAGAUCCCUGUGCCUGGUGUCCACCCCUCACUAGGCUCAGCCAAUUCAGGGUUUGAAGGUAGCAGAAUGAUCCAAGUCAUGCUGCUAAAAUCACUAUUACAGGUGACCACAGGCUUCCAGACCACCAACAUGCUUACAGCUCUUCCCAGCUCCUUCCUGGACCCCCUGCUUUCCUUCACGCUCAUGGAGGAUGCAGAAAUACGAUUGCUGGUGUUGGAGAUCCUGGUCAGCCUCAUCGAUCGCCAUGAUAACUGUCCAAAGUUCUCCACAAUCAGCAUCAUAUCUGAUAUCUCCGUGCUGAAGCUGAAAGUGGACAAGUGUUCACGUCAGGACAACCUCUUCAUGAAAAAGCACUCGCAGCAGCUCUACAGACACAUCUACUUGGCCUGUAAGGAGGAGAACAGUGGGCGGCCGCACUUUGAGACUUUGUACACCCUCCUGGCACUCAUCAGCAUGGAGCUUGCCAAUGAGGAAGUAGUGGUGGACUUGAUCAGACUUGCCCUUGCCAUGCAGGACCUGGCUCUAAACAAUGAGGACAGUCUUCCAGUCUACAAUCGCUGUGCUGUCCAUGCCCUCUCUGCAGCUUACUUGAACCUCAUAUGUCAACUCACUACUGUCCCCGCCUUCUGUCAGCAUGUCCAUGAGGUAAUUGAAAUGCGUCAGAAGGAGACUCCUUACUUGCUGCCAGAGGAUGUGUUCGUUGAGAAACCCAGGAUCCCAAAGUUACUGGAUAAGCUGGAGGGAGAAGUCCUGUUUCUUCAAAGCAAAAUCACUGAAGUGCUGGGAGGCAGUGGGUACAACACAGACAGACUAGCCACGCCAUAUAUACCCCAGCUUACAGAUGAGGAUCGACUCUCGAAGAGAAAAAGCAUUGGGGAGACCAUCUCAUUGCAAGUUGAGGUGGAGUCCAGAAACAGCCCAGAGAAAGAGGAGAGAACUCCUGCAGAGGAGAUAACAUUUGAAACACUAAAGAAGGCCAUUGUGGACAGUGUAGGAAUGGAAGAACAGGAGAGGGAACGAAGAAGGCAGGUGGUAGAGAAGUUCCAAAAAGCCCCCUUUGAGGAAAUAGCUGCCCAUUGUGGUGCUCGGGCCACUUUAUUGCAAAGCAAACUGAAUCAGAUCUUUGAGAUUACCAUCAGGCCUCCUCCUAGCCCUUCAGGUACCAUCAGUGCUGGGUAUGGCCAGACACAGACUCGCUCGGUGCCAGUCUAUGAGAUGAAAUUCCCAGACCUCUGUGUGUACUAAAAGCCUUGACCAAUCAGUGGCCAUCUUUCCCAAAAGCCAGAAAUCCAAGAAGCAAGAUUUUUGGAUUUGCAGCACUACAGUCCAUCAAGGAAGUUCCUCCCUGUUUUGUGGUUCCUCUUGUAGAUAGGUGUUUCUUUAGUUGGGUUCACCUGGCAUGAAGCUCAUUCUCUAUUUGCACUGUGAAAUUUUUGGGACUGCAGUCACUGUCACACUGCUGCAUGUGAUAUAGUCAUGAUGUGAAACACUGUGUCCCUUGGUAAAAAAAAGGAUGAAAAUAUUUACAUGAAAGAAGAAUUACUGUCUGAAGCACUGAAAAAAAGACAUAACUGAUGUGAUGAAUUCUCUGACAUGGUCCAGAAACUAAAGUUCAGCAAUCCGUAUAUAUAAAUACCAGCCCUGGUUUUCAGCAUUUGGAAGUUUUAAUGUAAGCCUAUAGUAGAGAAAUAGGGCAAUUAGAACAUGUUUAUCCAAUGAUUUCCUGUUCAUUUUGUGUCUAUAAAGUCUAUAAGGAUGGGUACUUUGUACUCGCAAAGUCUUUUCAGGUGUAGAUUGUAAACUCACUAGUCAUGCCUAAAAUAUAUAGAGAUCAUUUUAACAUGUACUGUAAAUUUUAAGGACAUUUUAGAUACUGUGAAUGUUAUAAAAUCUAAGUAAUAGUACAUCUCCAAGUUGGCGUUAGCUACAAAGUUUAAUUUAAUUAUUUCUCUUUCAUUACAAUAACGUUUAUUGGUACAGCUCAGUAGAAAAGUCUUAAGUCUACUAAAAGGAUGGAUCCAAAGGUUGAUUUUUUACAGUACUCUAAUGUGUCACUUGGAAAGAAAGAAAAAUACAGUUGCAGUUGGAAUUGUAGAUCUGUCUUUUAUUUUUACACAUGAAAGAUGUGUCCAGUCCUAUAGAUGACUAAAUAUUAUUUAUAGAUUUUUAUAGAAGUAAUAUCUCAUAAUUCUGCAUACACACAGUCAUGCAAGGCCUUUACUUAGAUGUGCAAGAUAUGAAAAUUCCAUAAGAACUGUUUACUUGUACUAUGGGAUUCUGGAUUAGAAAUAUAUGUUGCAAUAAAGGUUUUGGAGUCUCUUUGGCACAAAUAUAAACUAAAUAUAUUUGAAUUUCUGCAUUUUUACUGUUUUCUAGAGUGAUAACAAAUACAAGCCUUUUAAAAGGGUUUGAAGAUGUACUUUAUAGAGAUAUUUAGAAUUUUCUCAGAUUUAUGAUACUCUGUUCUGUGGUUUAAUUUUGUUUUGUCUAAUCUACAUCUACAGUAAUGUAGAUUAUCAAAGGCCCUAACUUCAAGUGGUCUGCACUUCAAGAAUAUCUAUCAAUGUUUACGAAUGCUUAUAUAUAAAAAGAGAUGUUUUGUGUUGAGCAAAAUAUUUAAAAGAUUAAUUUCAUCUUCAUUAUUUUAAUUCAUUUAAAUCUUGUGUUCUUUGCCACCCUUUUAGUUUGUGCUUUUGAGCUCAACCUCCUCGAAAACCUUUAUACAAUAUAUUAUUCUUUACCAUAUCCAUAUGAAAUAUGUCACUGAAAUUGAGGCUUUCGAUGCUCAGCUGUGAUGAGAAGCUGGAUUUUGAUUUUUAAACAGUGUGAAAAGAUUUGGGGUCCUUGGAGGUAGAAUUGGAACAAAACUGGCAAUACUGAAGUACAGUGUAAAAGAAGCUCAACCUAACAGAAGAGCAAGAAUAUUGUUUUUUCUGAUGUGGUUGAGAAAGAUAUUAAUAUUGUUACGUAUCCUUUGGAUAAAUUAAUCCAAUGUUGAAACCCUCUUUUAGUACUAGGGUAUACUAACAGCAGGAGUCUGAGAAAAAACAAUUCUGAUAAAGUAUGACAUGUUCUUAACAUCUUUUCUGAUAUCCUGUGACAUUUUUUAUUCAUUCUUUAUAAAUCUCACUUUCCGUGAGAGCUUCAAAGAUUGAGACCCUGUUUGACUUCCUUUCUAGUACCGAAACAGUUUUAAUAUGGCAUCGCCCUUUAAUUAAGCUUGCAGAUGUGUCUGUAUAAUGUCUGUUUGUCCGUGUAAGUUUGCUGAGUCAAGCUUCUACACAGCAUACUGUACCUUGAAGAACCUGUGCUUGAUCUACACAUCAGCCAUAACCAAUCCUUUAACCAGUGGAUCAGAUCAACCCACUGGACAUGUCUUGAAUCAUUUUGCAUGUGCUUUUAUUCUUUUUCAUUUCCUUUGGGAACUAUGUGAGUUAAACUACUUUGUCAUUCCACAUUUCAUUGCUGACUGUCUUGGGGCUCUUCACUGUUGUUACUGAGGUUUGUGGUGUAUUUUGGACCUUUACAAUAUAAGUAAAACACUUUUCCCAUGGAACAGACAAUAUUUAAAAGUGAACCUUUCAUAAUAUGACUGAUGGACUAAUAGCAGCUAGUAACUACUACUUAUUAGACUGGAGCCACAGUAGAUGUUCUGUGGCUGGAGUAUAGCACAGUUAAUAAAGUCACAAAGCACCAUCUCAUAACGAUCCCCUUGGCAGUGACAAUUUAUGACUUUCAUGUCCCCAUGAAUUUGCUAUACACAUUUUUCACUUAAUAUUAAGCACCUUAGAAUGUAUUAUCAGAUAAGCUUAUAUAAUACCAGAAAAAAACAACCUUACCAGGGCUGCACAAAUCAAAAACUUCAACCAAAACAUGUCUGUUUCUCCAGAACACAAAAGUUUGGUAUUUAGAUCACAUCUUUUUUUUCAGUGCCAGACUAGUGACUCUGUGAAUGUGCCUCUGUUAACUCUUUUUUCUUUUGGCAAUGCUUGUAAGCCAAAGUGAACCCACAGUAUAUGAAGAGAGUUAAGGGGCCGGAGUUAUAAUUUAAAGAUUAUGAGCAAGACAAAAAGUUUGCAUAGUAAACAUUUUUUCUUAUGUAUUCAGUAGACACUGUACAUAAAUGUUACGGCACGUGGUUUUUACGUGUAGUUUUCGUGGUGUUUUGCAGUAAUUACAGGUAUGUUCACCAUCAUCUAAAUUUCUUUGUUUCACUUCAGUUAAGUUUCAUUUCUUGCAGGUUGUUUCAGUUGCAAAUGAUAUAAAUCUACUACUUUAGCUAAAUGGUGGAACUAAAGCAUAGUUAUAAAACCAAGAACAGAAGGCACUUCUUUAGGCAAAGGAUUGUACGAGUAUGGAACAUGUUAUCCAGCCAUAUUGUUGAGGCUAUUACCCUGGCACCUUUCAAGCAAUAGCUGGACAAUAACCUCAGAUAAAUUAGCAGUGAUCUCUACUUGGGUCGAAUGGACUUUUCUCAUUUAUAACUUUACUUAUGUUCUUAAAUCUAGUUUUAAAUUUCAAGAGACAUUUUCAGUCGCCUUAUUUUACCUCUUUACCUCUUUUACUUACACACUGCAGGGUGUUCAGUUAUUUCCUGUUCUUAUUUUAAAGACAUGUUUAACAGUAGCUAUUACCCUUUUCAGUAGGUUUGUGUCUAUGCAAGAGAAAGUGAUAUUUUAAAUACAAUAGUUACUAAUGUCUUGGAUCUGAUGUCCCCAGCACAUACUUGAAAACACCAAUUGGUUAACACCAGUGAAGCCUUGACAUUGUAAAUAAAUCCUCUUUUAUGUGUAAUGUUGAAUGAUAAUGUAUUUUUAAACUGAUUUUAAAUAAAACUAAUGAAUUCUAUGCUGGUUACCGACAUUUUGCACAUUUUAUGCAAAAAAAACCUGAGCACAGCCUGAUGUUUUAAUACACUAAAUGUUGCAUUUGUUUAAGAGAAUCAGUGCCAUGUAUAACAAAAUGACAAGAUUGUUGGAAAGAUUUUUUUCCCCAAAACAUGCAGCAUUGGCAAUGUUAGAUUUAUAGCAUGACAAAACUUAUUUUUUAACAAUAUGCACAGUAUGUCUUUCCAAUAUACAGUAUAUUUAAUUUGUAUCUGUGAUAGUUGUAAUGUUAGCAGGGGUCGGGUCUCACAUUGAUGCCCUAUUUCAGUACUGACUGUGCUGAAACAGAAGUGUUGUAUCGAAAUGCGAGGUAUCUUUUAAACAUGGGUCUACAUUAUUGUACUAUAUCUUAGGUCUACAUUAAUGCUAAUGGUUAAUAAUAAUAACUCUGACCUACAAGGUUUAAAGAGAGAGUAUUCUCCCUCUUGUGCUAAUUAGCCCCCCAAGACAAUUUAUUCUAUAAUUGUCAAGUAAUUUACUUUUAUUUCAAAGAUUUAUAAUUCCAUUAAUACUCUUUGGUUGUGAAAUAAUAUGCAAGAUUAAUAUGAGAAAGGGAAGUUUAAUUAAGAAUGAUUGAACAUAGUCUUUUUAGUUGUAUCUGCAGAAAAGGUACACAUUAUAUCCUGAAUUUAGCAAUGAAGGUAAUGUUAUGCAUCUUCCUUCAGUGUUUACAUAACAUUUUGUAUUAGUAUUCUUGUUUUAAAUGUUAUAUGAAAUGUAAUAUGAAAAGCAAUGUUGUCAUACCACCAUUUAAAACACCAUAUUUUCUAACAAUAUUUUUGUAACAUAUAAGGGUUUAGAGAAGUGAAAUCAUUGCAUGCAAGUUGAAUCAUUGAACUGAAUCAUAUUUUUUUAAUCGUAUUUUCAAUAUUUUUCCCGUUACUCACCGAAAAGAAAAUAAGCCGAAGUAAAAUUAGUUACCGUAAACUGUAAUGCCAAGAAAUAUUAAAUCAAUUGUAAAACUGAUGUCAUAUAAAGUAACAAAAGAUUGAAUUGUGGUUUUAACUUACACAUUUCUGCUGAAUGUGGCUGAACAAGGAGACGCUGGAGUACAGUUGGAUUUUUAGUAGCAUACAGUAGAACCGUAGAAAGGGUAUCACAUUUUCUGCAUGAUUGACGUAUGCUUUGACUCUGCUUUGCUUAUUUGCAAAACUACACUGUUUUGCCAUCAUUUCUGUUUUUCAGGCUCACUGUGAAAUGUGCUUACUUCUUACAUCAAAAACAUACCGCACUAUGGUAGGAGAAAGAGUGGUGAUGAAGUAUGCGUAGUGUAAACAGAUUACAGCUUCAUUUGACUAGAUUGAGGAAACCUAUAUGUCAGGUUUAGGUAAACUAUUGUUUCAAAAAGACUUAUAUUUCUUUCUGCUAUCUUACCACUGUUAUUGUUAAAAAUGUAUUUUGUUAAAUUUAAGACUGUACAUUAUUAAGAUAUGUAUACUUAUAUUAAUGACAGUUUCUGAAAGUGCUGUUCACUGACUGCAGUACAAUGUUUGUAGUAUGAUGUUUUGUUUGCUUAUUGUCCUGUAAUAUACAGUAGUCCCUUUUUGGAGUUUUUCAUUUUUGGAGUUUAUAAUGUACAGUAUAUAAGAAUGUACUGCUAUUCUGUUGUUACAGCUAUUACAGAUGUGAUUAUUUGAUUAUUUUUUAUACUUGGUUUCUGUAACUAAAAGUAGCAUCUACGUAUCUGUACAUCAGAGAACUGAAAGGAUGUGAUUUGUUUCCUCAAAAUCAGUAUGUCUUGCUUAUCUGCUUCUUUAGUUGUUAAAGUUGCACCUGCAGUUGAGAUUAAACUUAAUGCUCAACUUGUACAUUUUAAUAUUGUAAGUAAAAAUAAAAUACAUUUGUAGUUCUGGAAGGUGCACUACAUUGCUCCUUCUAAUCGUGUAGAGAUGUUAGUUAUGUAUGUGCUUGUCUGUGGCAGGGAAGUACAUUUACUGAACCAAACAAGCUGAAUAUACAGUACUGCUUUUACUGUUACUGUUGGUCUCAUUUUUAAGCAUGAAUAUUUACAGUCUUACAGUAACACUGAUGUACUACUAAGCAGCUAAGCUGAGAUCCUGGUUUAUCCAGGAUUUAAGGCUUUAAUUCUCACAACUCUUUGUUUUGCACUUCUCAUUUAAAGGUCAGAAUUCAAAUAUAUUGCCAUCAACUCUGGGUUAGGGUUAUACCCUGAACACAAACCAGAAGGCACCAGUGUAAAGUACAUCAUUUAAAUCAAAUCAUUUAAAUCAAACAACACAAGGCACUUCUUUAUUUUUAAGUGUUGUACAAGUAUCAAACAAGGAACAAAGCCUUGUAGCUGAGGCCGAUACCCUGGCCUCUUUCAAGAAAUAGCUGGAUAAGGUCCUGGGAUUAUUUAGCUUCUAAAUACCAAAUGAUUUAAAUGAGCCGAAAAGUCUCUUCUCAUUUCUUACCUGUUCUUACAUUUCUUAAACGUGUUGUCUCAGUUUAAAUUUAAAAAUAAAAAUCUAAAGUUGAAGAAGAAGUGAGAAAACACUAUAGGAAAUGUGUCCUAGGAACAAGGUGUAAUGUGUUUGAAAUAUAUCUGAAAAUAACAGAAAUACAGUUCCAGGGAAACAACAUUGACUUCAAGGUCAAGGUACAAUAGUCACACACUUACCAAUCACAUACUGUAUAACUCUUCAGUGCUAAAGUUAAUGUAGAAUUCCUCAGUGGCAUCAUUGUGUCAACAGAUGAAGAGAAACACUUUUUUGAUACAUUUCUGUUUAUAUGUUUUUUAUAGUUGAGAGAUGAUACACAAUAAGAUUUUGCCAUUCUUCACUGAAAAACAUCCAUUGCAGUUCAGUGCUUCUUUUGACUAUGUAAUUUGCUUGGGCAUAGAGAUGUUGUUAGUUCUGUAUUUAGAGGAGUAUAACCAACAUAGACAGUAAGAUAACAGUAUGAUCUUGAUACAUUUAGGUAAUGCUACCGUGAUGAAAAUAUAUAGUAACAGAACUGGAUUUUGGUUUUACUUCGUAUUAUUUUUCUGAGGUCAUAUUUAUUGGCUUUGUUGCAAUGAUAAAUGUAAGAGAUGCAAAACUAACUGUCAUUCUAUAUAUUUAAAAAAAACAUAACAUAUUUUUAUUACAAAGAUACACUAUGUUUUUAUGUUUCCUUCUUUUGUCAUUACGUCAUUCCAAGUAGAUAUUAUUGAGUAAGUUGUUGUCUUGUGCUGCAGCUCUCCAAUGUGGAAUUAUUGACCCCUCUUGUGUUCAGUGUUCCAUGGCAAUGCUGUGUCUCUGUGUAUUGCUUGUUCAGUUCCUUGGUGGUUACUGUUCUUUGUGAGACACUUGUACUGUGUUUGUCUAUUAAUGGUGGUGGAGUGUUGCCUUUUGAUAAGAAAUAAGCAAAUGCCCAGUGUGCGACAACAGGUAUGUUUUGCAGAUAAUUACUGUCUCCCGCUGAUCGAUGGAAUUUCUGUUCAUUGUGAAUGAACAUGAUGUGUAUUGUAUUGGUGUUAUAUGAAGAUGGGACACGUUAAUGAUUUUUAACCAUCCACUUUAAUGUGUGUUAUAUAUGUCUUCAAUGCUUAAUGGAAUUUUAAGUUUGAAUCUUUUUUCUAAAAACAAUCCUGUAGUUGGAAACCUCCAUACAGUAUGUUUGUAUCCCACCGGCCACAUACCGACAGGCUGUGCUGUGGGAUUGUAGUGGAAAAAGAGGACACUAUGUGUAGUCUUAAUCGAGGCUAGUGGAUUCAUGGGUUAAUGAAUGGGGAGGUUGUUGCAUAGAUCCCAACUGAAUACAAAUUCUGAAUUCUUGGGAACGAAAAGGUAUAAUUAAACGACAAAUAUUUUUUAAACAAUUAAGUGUAAAUGCCCUGCCCUUUGGUGUUCUCGUAUCUCAUGUGAUCCCCUCUUCCUUAUUAUAAUGAAAAAAAUAAUUGUGGAAAGCAGGUGAUUGUGUUAUAGACCUUUCCUGUGCUCUGUCAACUUGCCUGUACCUAAACCAUUGUUCGGCUGCGCUGCAGUUUACAGGCUGAACAUCAGCCAACACACUUUCUACUUCUUACGUGUGAUUGCUGUUUGAUCUCCUGUGCCAGAUGGACCAUAACUGUAAGAAACGUCUUUAGAAAAUGUGAACCUGUUAAAUACACAUGCUGUAAAGAAUAAAAAUGAUCCAUGAAUUAAAAUGG
Molecule: messenger RNA, 10601 nt
Organism: Lepisosteus oculatus (spotted gar)
Lineage: Eukaryota; Metazoa; Chordata; Actinopteri; Semionotiformes; Lepisosteidae
Product: protein EFR3 homolog B
Biological process (GO): protein localization to plasma membrane
Cellular component (GO): plasma membrane
Source: RefSeq, a predicted model, not a curated record